CAUUUUACUGCUGAGCAUCCCACCUUCCAAGUUCACAAUCGGUUCAAUCUUUCCUGUCUAUUGACUUCGCCGCUCCAGAAACUGGCACUCAAACAAUAAGGACUGAUGAAAAGAGUGCUAGAUGUCUAGGGCUUGGGCUGAACGCGCGCUCUAGGCUAUAGCCCACCGACUGCUCCAGGCGUCGCGUCCGUGGUGCAUUCUGAGACUGUACUCUGCAUUCUACGGGAUCCUGCACAUCCGGGUCUCGCCAUGAUCAGAGACUUGAUUUCUUUUAACAAUUUGCGCUCUGGGGACCACCCUCAACUGGGAACUUGAAGAUCUAACGUCGCCAACUUAAGCCAACCCAUAUGCAUUGAAAGAGUGUCUGACUGGGAUGCACACGGAGACCCCGAAUCACGUCGUUCGCACUCGAAGUCCUCUCCGGAUGCUGGAAAAUGCGGAUAGUAUCUACAUUCCACGGAAGAGUCCUCGGUCCAUGGAUGCGCUCCGUGUCUGAGACAUGUGCUUCCGCGGUUGCAUAUAAGGCGGGCCCGCCCCCGUCUUCUCGAUAUCGCUGCUUUCACCGAAACGACCAUCUGCACUCAGAUCCUCAAGCAUUUCUCAAGCUCAAUCAUGUUCACCUCCAAGAUUCAGUCCCCUCCCUCCAGGUUUCUGUCCCCUCCGUCACCGACUUUGACUUCCUCAACCGCAUCGGCACCGGUCGUUCGGCCACCGUUCAUCUGGUCCAGCACAAGGUCACUGGUCGCCGUUUCGCGUUGAAGGCUGUCGAGCGCGCUUCCGGAUCGGCGUCCGCCGCCAACGAGCAGGCCAUCCUGAAGCGCAUCGCCAUGUCCAGCGGCAAGUCGGUUUCUCCCUCCCUGCUCUCGUUGCAUGCGAGUUGGGAGGAUGACACUCGUUCGUAUAUGCUCUCGGAGUGGUGCCCCGGUCGUGACCUCAGCCCAUGUCUCGUCAACGGACACAAGCGCUGGGGUGCCUUCCCUGCUGCUCACACUCGCUUCAUCGUUGCUCAAUUGGUCACGGCGCUCGAGUCUCUUCACGCUCAGCACAUCGUCCACCGCAACCUCAAGCCCGCCCACAUCUUCUUCACUGAAGACGGCAACAUCGUCCUCGGUGGCCUUUCUCUCGCCAAGCACCUGCCCGGGUCCUUCAUGCACGGCAACGACGAGCCUGUUGAGAUUGUCUUUGAUGCUGCGGCGGAUGCAGACUGUGGUUCGUUCUUCCAGCAGACCAUGGACGAGGUAGUCGGUGUCACCAGAGAGCGGUGCGGAACCCCAGGUUACAUGGCACCCGCACAGGUCCAGGGCACGCCGUACAGUUUCGAUGCUGAUCUCUUCGCGUUGGGGGUAAUCGCUCAUCAACUGGCAACGGGAGCUAUGCCUUCGUCUGAGUCACCGGAACUCGCGACUGUCGAUGUCGACCUCAAAGCGGUCAUCCAGGGCCUCCUCGACCACAACCGCGAGACUCGGCUCACGCUCGCACAGCUCAAGGAGCACCGCUACUUCACCGGCGUCAACUGGAAGAAGCUGGCCCGUCACCAGGUCCCUGCUCCCUGGGUUCCCGUCGCUGCCGAGGUUCCGUCCACGAUUCGCGUCUGCCCGUUCCCAGCUGCGAUGUCUCGCUCGGAUAGCUCCUUCGGCUUCGUCUCUCGGUCGUUCGCCAGCCCCCAGCGCGGAUUACGCUGCCUCAUGCGUAAAUUUGUGCCUGAGAAGCCCCAGUCUCGGCCUGUCGCCCCAGUGGUCGUUGCUGCCUCGGUGGUCGAUGUCCCUCCAGUCCGGCCUUCUGCUCCUGCUGUGGUCGUCGCCGCCCCUGUUGCUGGUUCUUGCGUCGGAGUUCCUGUGGUCGCCCCCGUCCCGAAAGUCGCCAAGCCCGUCUUGCCCGUCUGUGCGCUCAUCGAGGCCUCGCUCGACACGGCAUCCCUCAAGCCGGCGGCUUUCUCCCGACUUUGGUACUCAGCGACGAGUGAGAAGAUCGCAGCGCUGCAGGUGUCCGAGAGUACUUCGACCUGCGCCACCGACUGGUCCCAGGACAGCUUCGAUUCGGUUGCCGGCGCCAACAUCCAGCGCAUUCUUGAAGAUCGUUCCGGGCGGACAGAGACGGUUUCGGUGUUGCCUGCGUCCGCGAGCAGCUCUUCUACGGCUAGCGACGCGUCUGCGGACAGCUUCGACUCCAGGGCGGGCGUCAACAUCCAGCGCAUCCUCCAAGAUCGCUUCGGUGCAACGCUCAAGUCGGCCGCGUUGUCUCCUCCGGCUACCGAAACCGAGACCGACACCGAGACCGACACCGACAGUUCAUCAGACAGCGAUUCGUUCCGUGGCAGUACCGCCUCGGAUGACUCUUGGUCGGCGGACAGAUCCCCAGCAGAGCAGCAGCAGCAGGGUGGUCUUCGGAGGAUGCCAGCUUCUUCGUCGCUCUUCAGGAUGUUCUCCGGUUGGACGCGGCCCCGAUCUGGCCGCGCGCUCGCUUUGGCCCCCGUGUCGUUGGCGUGUUGAUUCGUGUUUUCCUCGUUGUGUUUCGACUGUUUUCGUGUUUCCGUCCGACCGAUCUCCGCCCCUUUUCUGUAUCGCCCGCACCGGUUGUUGGGCACGAGCCUACUCGUGUUUCUUCGUCUUCGCCCCGACAUGGCUGGCCUAUAUCGCCCUAUAAUGCGUAGGAUCCGCUGGAUGGAUUGUUUUGUUCUUGGAUACCAGGAUAAAAGUAAUAUAAAAUACCAUAUAGAGAUCAUACCUUUGUAAUGUGCAGCGGACCAAAAAACCUAAUUGGAGAUCGGUCAAACUUCCGUGCGUGGAUUGAUGACGAGGAUCGAUUCCAGGGCUCGGGCACGAAUCGAUGCAUGUGUACGGCUGAUGACACGGCCACGUGAUCGCUGGAAAGAGCCACUUGUAU
This is a messenger RNA of Mycena citricolor, 2883 nucleotides long. NCBI's taxonomy places the organism in Eukaryota, Fungi, Basidiomycota, Agaricomycetes, Agaricales, Mycenaceae. The record is from the annotation of a GenBank genome assembly.